AUGGGCUGGCUCGCGCCUGUCGUCAUUCGGGCGAAGAUCCUAAUCCAAAGCACCUGGCUUCAGCAACUUGAUUGGGACGCUCCACUGCCGGCCAAGGAUGCUCGACAUUGGCAACAGCUGUUGGAUCAGUUGCCGCUGCUCAGGCACAUACGCGUGAAUCGCUGGCUCAGCACCGACAACGAUCACUCGAGGUUGCAGCUCCACGGUUUUGCUGAUGCUUCCGAACGAGGAUACGCCGCAGUAGUCUACCUCCGCACCACUGAAAGGGGAAAACCGUCAAUUAAUCUACUCAUGGCGAAAUCCAAGGUCGCACCCGUCAAGCAGGUUUCGUUGCCGCGACUUGAGUUGUGCGCUGCUAGCCUACUCACCACGCUCACGCUGCAUGUCCGCGACAUUCUCGGCUUGGCAACUACUCCAGUAUAUCUGUGGUCCGAUUCCCAGGUCACGCUUCAUUGGAUCCAGGGACACGCCACUCGCUGGAAAACUUUCGUCGCCAACCGGGUAGCUCAUAUCCAGACACAGCUCCCGGACGCUCGAUGGAGACACGUAGCCGGGAAGAAUAAUCCUGCAGACUGCGCAUCGAGAGGAAUUACUCCUGGAGAAUUAAUCAACCACGCAUUAUGGUGGACUGGACCUACCUGGUUGGCACUGGACGAGACAGCAUGGCCCAGCUCAGAGGUCCACAUCGCAGAGGAUGACCUUCCUGAACAGCGCACCACCAGCCUGAUGACCAAGGGCUCCGUCGUCGUCGAACCGGACAUCCUUCUUCGGUUCUCUGCGCUUCAUCGGCUGCUACGCGUUACGGCUUGGUGUCGUCGAUGGCUCAACGUGGCGAGCCGGGAGGUCACACCUGGUUGUCCACUACACCCCGACGAGCUGGACGCCGCCCUACUCCAGUGGCUUCGAGUAGUACAGGCGCUCCACUUCCCGGACGAGAUAGCUGCUGCCACCGCAGGACGCUCCGGCCCACCACGCAGUUCACUGAUCAAGCUGAAUCCGUUCAUCGACGACCAAGGUGUACUGCGCGUUGGAGGACGUCUCAAACACGCACUGCUGCCCUACGACGAGAAGCACCCGGUGAUCAUACCGCCGGCCUCCUGGAUGACGCGACUGCUGAUCGAGUCCUGCCAUCGUCGCUCUCUGCACGGCGGCGUCCAGAUGACACUCGGUCUGCUUCGCCUUCGAUUCUGGGUACCACGCGGAAGGACCGUCGUCAAGCAGCAACUGCAUCGGUGCGUCACUUGCACUCGCUGGCGCGCUGCCACGCCACAGCCUCCAAUGGGCCACCUUCCUCGGGACCGAGUGACGCCAACUCGACCUUUCUUGAGCACUGGACUGGACUACGCGGGACCAAUUUCCAUCCGGACCAGCAAAGGACGCGGACACCGCUCACAGAAAGGAUACAUCGCGGUCUUCGUCUGCUUUUGGUCGAAGGCCAUCCACCUCGAGGUCGUCUCGGAUUACAGCUCCGAGGCCUUCAUCGCCGCCUUACGCCGCUUCGUCUCUCGCAGAGGACUGUGUACGGACGUCUACAGCGACUGCGGCACAACAUUCGUUGGCGCCGAUCGCACCCUGCGGGAGCUCUUCAAGGCGUCGACCUCCGAGGGCCUUCACAUCGCCCGCGCCGCCAACACUCAAGGGAUCCGCUGGCAUUUUAAUCCGCCAGCGGCCCCUCACUUCGGUGGUCUUUGGGAGGCUGCCGUGAAAUCCACGAAAUUUCACCUCCGCCGAGUAAUCGGCGACACCACGCUCACUUUUGAGGAGCUUAGCACACUCCUCACACAAAUCGAGGCGUGUCUUAAUUCUCGUCCGUUGCAGGCUCUGUCAGACGAUCCAGACGACACUUCAGCACUCACUCCAGGGCACUUCAUCAUCGGCGCGCCUCUAUUAGCUAUACCUGAGCCGUCACGGAUCGGACAAUCAUCAUCCACGCUGUCACGCUGGCAUCACCUGCAGCUGAUGCGAGACCAUUUUUGGCAGCGGUGGUCGGCUGAGUACGUGCACGGGCUCAACCCCCGCACCAAAUGGGUCAAGGCCGAGGCCGCACCUCACGUCGGGGACCUUUGCAUCAUCCGCUCGGAGCUCACCCCUCCGACUCGAUGGCCUCUUGCAAGGAUCACGAGACUGCAUCCCGGGGACGACGGUGUCGUCCGCGUGGUCUCAGUACGCACCGCCACAUCCGAAUUCGUACGCCCGAUCGUUAAAUUGGUCAUGCUCCCGGGCGCGGAUCGUAUUCCGGACACGAAUAACGCGGACACGCCGUCCGCCGGCACGUAA
Molecule: messenger RNA, 2277 nt
Organism: Nylanderia fulva
Lineage: Eukaryota; Metazoa; Arthropoda; Insecta; Hymenoptera; Formicidae
Source: RefSeq, a predicted model, not a curated record